AUGGCCCUCGGGGCCCGUGGCCUCCUGCUGCUCCUGGCUGUGCCCGGUGUGUCCCUCAGGGCUUUGCAGCCAGGUACAUCUCCAACAGGUGUGCGAGUGUCGUGUACCCCCCAGUUCUAUCCAGCUCCGAACAUCUCCACCUCCCCUGAAGGAAAACUGCCCACCAGGCAGCCACUCCUGGCAUCCCGGGCCUUCUCAGGGGCUCCACCGUUCUCUGAGCCCCUUUCUAGCUGCCCGGGAGCCCUGGUUAGUUUGUGGAGCACGGCACUUACAAACCGCAGCCUGUGCACCAGGCACGCUCACGGCUGCUGGCUGUCAUUUCUGCUGCACCCGCGAUGCUUGUGGGGAAGGCCGGCACACAGGGGAGCUGAAGAGGAAAGUCCCCAAGAAGGCAGGUGUGGUCAGGGAAGGCUUCCUGGAGGAAGCACAGUGGGCUUCUUGGGAUCCCCACCCGCCACCCCUUCCUCCGACUUAGGGUGUGGCCAGCCGCAGCAUUCGGGUGCAGGAGGCCGGAUCGUGGGGGGCCAUGCUGCCCGGGCUGGCGCAUGGCCAUGGCAGGCCAGCCUCCGCCUGCGGAGGGUGCACGUGUGUGGCGGGUCCCUGCUCAGCCCCCAGUGGGUGCUCACAGCUGCCCACUGCUUCUCCGGGUCCCUGAACUCUUCCGAUUACCAGGUGCACCUGGGGGAGCUGGAGAUCACUCUGUCUCCCCACUUCUCCACCGUGAGGCAGAUCAUCCUGCACUCCAGCCCCUCAGGACCGCCGGGGUCCAGCGGGGACAUCGCCCUGGUGCAACUCAGUGUCCCCGUGACCCUCUCCAGCCGGAUCCUGCCCGUCUGCCUCCCGGAGGCCUCAGAUGACUUCUGCCCUGGGAGCCGGUGCUGGGUGACUGGCUGGGGCCACACGCGGGAGGGAGAGCCUCUGCCACCCCCGUACAGCCUUCAGGAGGUGGAAGUCUCCGUGGUGGACACAGAGACCUGCCGCCGGGACUACCCUGGCCCUGGGGGCAGCAUCCUUCAGCCUGACAUGUUGUGCGCCCAGGGCCCCGGGGAUGCCUGCCAGGAUGACUCCGGGGGGCCCCUGGUCUGCCAGGUGAACGGUACCUGGGUGCAGGCUGGCAUCGUGAGCUGGGGUGAGGGCUGCGGCCGCCCCAACAGGCCAGGAGUCUACACCCGUGUCCCUGCCUACGUGAGCUGGAUCCGCCGCCACACCACAGCCUCAGGGGGCCCAGGGUCUGGGUACCCCAGGCUCCCCCUCCUGGCUGGCUUCUUCCUCCCCAGCCUCUUCCUUCUGCUAGUCUCCUGUGUUCUGCUGGCCAAGUGCCUGCUGUGCCCGUCUGGGGAUGGCGCUCCCUUCCCCGCCCCUACUGCCGGCAGGAAUCCAAGCGCAUUUCUUAAAUAAGUUACUAUUUAUUCCGCUCCGCCCCCUCCCUCUCCCUUGAGAAGCUGAGUCUUCCGCAUCAGAUUAUUGCAACAUUUAACCUGAAUUUAAAAGCACACAAAACAAACGUGUCAACGGGAAUCUCACGGCCAAAGCCCCCAGAUGGAGGGGAGGCCCGAUUUGCGUUGGCGCCGGGCGCGUUACUCGACGGAGUCGGCUCCUUAGUGAUGUGAUGUCACCAUCUCCCAGAGUCACAGGACGCUUCCGGGAAGGCCCGAGCGGAACGGAAAGGGUGGUGGCUGGAAGGGGAGGGUGGUGAGGGCGUGACAGGCGGACAAGAACUCAGACUGUGAGUGAAGGUGGCCUUGGGCUGCGGUGGCCGCACCUGCUGCCGGCAAGGGCCCAGGCCCCCAGUGAGUGUCCUGUAACAAUGCGUGGCCUGAGAGGACGCAGCCGGGUACCUUCCCCUCUCUGGCGGGUGCCUGGUCUUCGUCCCACAAACACAGCUUCUCUCACGAUGGGACGCUGACCCAGCCGCCCGCACAGCCU
Messenger RNA from Chlorocebus sabaeus (green monkey), 1926 nucleotides. NCBI's taxonomy places the organism in Eukaryota, Metazoa, Chordata, Mammalia, Primates, Cercopithecidae. The record is from RefSeq and is a predicted model, not a curated record.